ACAGUGUUUCCGGCUCUUCUCAGUUGAAGACACUCGUAAGUUUUCGGCAGUUUCCGGGAAAUCUCGGGGAAUCCGUGGGUUGGUGGCGCUGUUCGACCGCUGGGUUCGGUGGUGCAGGGUCUCCAGCUAGUCAUGGCGUCCCCAUCUCGGAGACUACAGACUAAACCAGUCAUUACGUGUUUCAAAAGCGUUCUCUUGAUCUACACUUUCAUCUUUUGGAUCACUGGUGUUAUCCUCCUUGCUGUUGGAAUUUGGGGCAAGGUGAGCCUGGAAAAUUAUUUUUCCCUCUUAAACGAGAAAGCCACCAAUGUCCCCUUUGUGCUUAUUGGCACUGGUACUGUCAUCAUACUUCUGGGGACCUUCGGUUGUUUUGCCACCUGUAGUGCUUCUGCAUGGAUGCUGAAACUGUAUGCUAUGUUUCUGACUCUCAUAUUUUUGGUGGAGUUAGUUGCUGCCAUAGUAGGAUUUGUUUUCAGACAUGAGAUUAAGAACAGCUUUAAGAGUAAUUAUGAGAAAGCUUUGAAGUAUUACAACUUGACCAGAGACUAUAGAAGUGAAGCAGUAGACAAGAUCCAAAAUACAUUACAUUGCUGCGGUGUCACCAACUAUAGGGAUUGGAAAGAUAGUAAUUAUUACACAGAAAUAGGAUUUCCCACGAGUUGCUGUAAAGUUGAAGACUGUUCACCACAAAAGGAUGCAAAUGAAGUAAACCAUGAAGGCUGUUUUAUAAAAGUGAUGACGAUUAUAGAAUCUGAAAUGGGAGUUGUAGCUGGAAUUUCCUUCGGAGUAGCUUGCUUUCAACUAAUUGGAAUCUUUUUGGCCUAUUACCUUUCUCAUGCUAUAACAAAUAACCAGUAUGAGAUAGUGUAAUAAGAAUUCAGACGGGGGCUUAUUCAUUUCCAACCUAAAGGAUAUUUAGGUUCUUCCUAAGUGAAUUACAAAAUUGCCUGGCUGAAAAGAGACAACACUAAUUAUCAAUAGGCUGAAAAUCAACACCAUAGACUGCUGCAAUCAAGAUAUUUGUUCACUUGUGUUUUAAGCUUUGUUCUAUUCAUGUUAGAGCAUUGAAACCCUGCAUCUCUCUGAAACUUUGGAAGAGCUAAGCUAGUAAAUUGUAAAUGAGAUAGUGCUGUGUUUCCCUUGCUGUGAGUUUGCUAGUUUGUUAUUGAUAGAAACUUAAUCUGUCCAAAUUUGCUAUUGAUAUAGUGUAAUAGAAAACUGAACCAGCCAAGAUUAUCGAGUUUGAUUGUAUCAUUUGCAUCAAGAAGGGAAAAUAUUUCAUUAUUGUCAGUUCUUCUGAAAAGCAGAGAGUCACAUAGUAUAAUUUAAUUCUAGCUAGUUGUUGGAUGGAACCUAUCAUUGGAGUUCCUGGGUAGUGGUAGCACUGUAAAACUUUGGGUCUAAAGUACUAAGACUAAAGGUAUUACCAAUGUUCUGUGACACAUCAUGUGUCAACACAUAAUUUACAAUUCUUUGCUUCCAAACUAAGGCACUUAUGUUGAUGUUGAUAUUUUUCCCUAUUGUUUGCAAGAGUUGGAUGACUGCUUUAAAACUUAGAAUUACUGCAUUUCCUUAGAAAUUUAAUAACAUUUAUUUUCCUUAACUAA
Perognathus longimembris pacificus (Pacific pocket mouse) is the source of this 1607-nucleotide messenger RNA. RefSeq names its product tetraspanin 6 (gene Tspan6). The record is from RefSeq and is a predicted model, not a curated record. Gene Ontology annotation, cellular component: membrane. The transcript has 8 exons. NCBI's taxonomy places the organism in Eukaryota, Metazoa, Chordata, Mammalia, Rodentia, Heteromyidae. Bases 133 to 870 code for a protein of 245 amino acids.